Messenger RNA from Aspergillus wentii DTO 134E9, 1953 nucleotides. RefSeq lists its product as uncharacterized. Gene Ontology annotation, molecular function: amino acid transmembrane transporter activity. Gene Ontology annotation, cellular component: membrane. Gene Ontology annotation, biological process: amino acid transmembrane transport. The transcript has 4 exons. Lineage: Eukaryota; Fungi; Ascomycota; Eurotiomycetes; Eurotiales; Aspergillaceae. The record is from RefSeq and is a predicted model, not a curated record. The coding region runs from base 55 to 1533 and encodes 492 amino acids.
CUUGUUCUCAUCUUCUCUUGAAAAACUAUUUCUUAUCAAUUUAAUGAUCCCUCAAUGAGUGCUUCUAUCUCUUCUUCCCCGCAAGGGGGAGAUUCACGUAAUGCAGGACCGAAAGACACCACCAGCGAUUCGGGGAGCGUCCACCUCAACAAUAAUAUCGUUACCGAUGAGGAGUCGCAGAACCUCUCGCGAGGCCUGGCAGAGCGACAUGUUCAGAUGAUCGCCAUCGCUGGAGCCAUCGGGACGGGUCUGUUUCUCUCCCUUGGCUCCUCGAUUGCGACCGGUGGCCCUCUCGGCGCAUUGCUGGGUUACACCAUCGUUGGCUUCAUUGUCUGCGCCAUUCAAUUCGCCCUCGGUGAAGUCUCUGCUUUCCUCCCAGUGACUGGUUCAUUUGUUCGCCAUGCAGAAAUGUUGAUUGACCCUGCUUUUGGAUUCGCCAUCGGAUGGAACGUCGUCUAUGGCUGUUUCAUGAGCGUACCGAGUGAGAUAUCGGCUGCUGUCGUGCUCAUCCAGUACUGGACCGAUUUGAGUGCUGCUAUUUGGAUUUCUAUUCUGCUUGUCAUUUCAGCCGUGGUCGCUUUUCUGUUUAUUCGGGUGUAUGGAGAGGUGGAGUUCUUCCUUGCCAUUUUAAAGAUCCUCCUCGUCAUCGGUAUCAUCCUAAUGGGUCUGGUUAUUGAUCUUGGAGGAGUCCCAGGUCAACCUCGGCUUGGCUUUCAUUAUUGGAAAGAUCCUGGCCCUUUUGUUGAAUACAUCAGCACAGGCUCAUGGGGUCAAUUCCUUGGCUUCUGGGCUGUUCUCACCAACGCCGUAUACUCUUUCUCCGGCAUUGAGAGUUUGGCGAUGGCAGCAGCAGAAACACAGAAUCCGCGCAAGAACCUCCCAAAAGCAUGCAAAAAGGUCUUUGCACGGGUCACUCUAUUCUACUUCCUUGCUGUCUUGAUAGUCGGCAUGAUCGUCCCUAGCAAUGACCCUCGUCUCGGUGAUGAAAGUGGCACAGCCGCUCAAAGCCCCUUUGUGAUUGCCGCCGCAGAUGCAGGGAUAAAGGUCGUUCCCUCGAUUAUCAACGCAGUGGUUUUGACCUCUGCCUUUUCCGCAGGAAACCAGAGCAUCCUAGCCGGAACAAGGACACUAUACGGUCUAGCAAUUAGAGGGCAAGCACCCAAGAUCUUCCUGCGCACUACGGCGGGAGGCGUGCCAUAUAUGUGCGUUGCAUUGCAGAUUUGUUUCUCCGGUCUCGCAUAUCUCAGCGUGUCGAAUACGGCGUUGACGGUGUUUUACUGGUUGCUUGAUCUUACCGCUGCUGGGGUGUUGGUGUCGUGGGGAACAAUCGCCUUUAAUCAUAUUCGGUUGCUGCAGGCGUUUAAGAAGCAGGGAAUUUCGCCUACGGAGUUGCCGUGGCAUAAUAGCUGGACUAUUUACUCAUCAUGGUGUGCCUUGAUAUCAUGCAUCGUCAUUCUCCUUACUGGUGGCUUCAAAGUCUUCACGCAUGGAAACUGGGAUCCGGCUGAUUUUGUCUCUUCAUAUCUCCAGUGACAUCCCCCUCGUCCUGUCUGUAUACCUAGGCUAUAAAUUUAUCCGAGGGACCGACCUCAUCAAGCUGGAGGAUAUUCCACUCCGCCAAGCGCUGGAUGAAGCACACAAGGAUAUACAAGAGGAAGGACCGCGCAGUAAAUGGGCUAGGUUUAAUUUUCUCUGGGGGUAGACUGUGGGCUUGACACAUUGGGCGGGCUGGCUGUUUAUUUCUUUUGAUGAUCAUGUCAUGAAACUCUCAUAGAAUCAGCGAGUAAUUUGUAGAGAACUUCUUUUAGAAUACCUAGAAUAUGUCCUGAGAAUACUGUAUCUCAAAGAGAAUAUAGAAUUAGAGAUUGGCGUUUGCAUAAGCUACAGUUGGAAGAAGCCACGGAUAAGAAUAGUACAUUUCAAAGGGAAAUAAAAAUAAGACCAUGAGGCUGC